AUGACAAAAGUCGACUUCAUUAACAACAAUCGUGGCAUUGACAAGGGUGAAGAUGUUGCCACUGCCCUCCUUGAUGGCAUCUACAAUCGGGUGGUGGAGAAUGAAUUUCGCACCCUACCCGAUCCAAUUGAUCGACUUAGACAAGUGGAUCGUCUUUUUACGGGUCCCUUAAAACCGGACAAAUUUAUUCAACGCUAUCGUCAAUUUGUGGCGUGGUUUUUGGCAUUAGAAGUGAAUGAUUUUACGGCUAGAAAACCCCUCAUUCCACGACCCACCUCACAAAUACGAUGUCUUUUUGUAUUUAAUGAUAUUUUGGUGGUUACUAAACCUGUUGGUUUAAAUCGAGUCAAUGCUGUGGAUGAUCUCUUGACUGGAGGCAUUCGUGGACGAUCCAGAUCGAUUGAUCGUCUUGUCAAUCGAGUUGGCAGUCCACCCACCUUGGGGGCACGAAGUCCACCAAAUGUGAAUUUGCCUGGUGACACAUCGAGCCUCCAAAAAUGCAACUCAAGGAGUAGUGAUAUGCGAGUCAAUUGUUAUUACUCCACUGACAUUCCUCCCAAUGCCCUUUUCCUCGUUCGACAGGCAAUUCCCCUCCUCGACAUCAAAGUUCUCAACUUUGAAUGUGAAUACUACAAAUUUGGGGUGCAGUUGUGCGAUAAUCUCAACGUUCUCAUUAGCUUUAGCUUACCAUCAAACCAAAUUCGUGAAGUGUUGAUUAGUCGCCUACAUGAGGGAAUUUGGGAGACAAAGGAGGUGAUGAAACACAUCACUGGUGAUUAUCAUCCACCACCUUCUUCACCGGGAUCAAAUGCCUCCACUAUGAGUCGAUCAAGUUGCCUUUGA
Messenger RNA from Hydatigera taeniaeformis, 843 nucleotides. The record is from the annotation of a GenBank genome assembly. Lineage: Eukaryota; Metazoa; Platyhelminthes; Cestoda; Cyclophyllidea; Taeniidae.